Messenger RNA from Procambarus clarkii (red swamp crayfish), 1296 nucleotides. NCBI's taxonomy places the organism in Eukaryota, Metazoa, Arthropoda, Malacostraca, Decapoda, Cambaridae. The record is from RefSeq and is a predicted model, not a curated record.
AUGAAGAGCCUCACUUGUCACCCCGGGAUCAUCAGCAAGAUGAAGGUGCUGACGCUGUUGUUGCUGGGUCUGACGGUGGCGAUCGCCGCUCCCCAGUAUUCUGUACCCCCUCCACCACCACCCCCUCCACCACCACCACCCCCUCCUCCUCCUCCACCACCUCCACCAACUUACGGACCUCCCCCUCCUCCCCCACCACCACCUCCCCCACCCUACGGCGCUCCAGUAGCCGCCCCAAAACCCCCGGUUGAGAUCCUAGUUGACGUGCGCGAGGGACCUGACGAGGCAGGAGCAUACAAGUUCAACUUCGAGAGUGCUGACGGCACCAGUCGUCAGGAGCAGGGCGCCCCCCAGGGAGAGACUGGCGCCGUGGCUACCCAGGGAGAAUGGUCGUUCACCUUCCCCGACGGGACUCCGGGUCAGUUCACAUUCGUGGCCGACGCUAAUGGCUUCAAUGUGAAGUCCGCCUUGCUGCCCGUGGGUCCGCCCUUGCCAGCCCACGCCAUUGCCCAGAUCGAGGCAGCUAAAAAGGAGGCAGAAGCAGCAGCCGCUGCAGCCGCUUCUCCCCCUGCACCAGGGUACUCUGUCCCAGUACCACCGACCAAUUACGUUUAACCUUAGAUGCCUGUUUGACUGUAUUUAGGAAAAAGACUGCAUGGGAGCAAGCUGAAGUGUAGAGACACAUGGAGGAGUCUACGUAUUAGUCUCCUAGAAUCACCGAAUUCCAGCUUCUAAUUAUGUUUCAGGUAAAACAGACUUUUCAUUCUAUCCUGAAGAGUCUUGUUGCCAAAGAGAACUGUAUCACCGGUUAUUGAGUCUCUACCCACCUUCAGUAUUGUAACCAAAUCUGGAAUGUUUUAAUUACUGGAUUACGUAGGCUGCUGGAUACCUUAUUGCUCAGAAAAUAUUAUGAAUGAAUGGUAAACAGACUUGGCUUUAAAGAGAUGAGAUUUUAAUUGGGUGGUGUCCUUGGUUUCCGGUAAAGUAAUGUCAGGGAUCCUUGAUGCCUUCAAUUACCUUAAAAUUUAGUGUUAGCUGCUUUCAUUUCUAAUUCUUUUGCCUCCUUAGCUUUAGUACCUGUCUUAGGUGUACUUUGAGACUUUAUUGCCUGCGAUCUUACCUUCUCUGCAUUUAUUCUUUCUUGCAUCCUCCGAAUACCAUAUGUCUAAGCUGACUUUCUUGAGACUCGAGCUGCCAAGGACUUUGACUGUCUAGGAGUUAUAAGAAAAAAAUUAUUUUUGACCUUAUUGUCUUGUACUGUAUCUUUAAAUUAUAAAUAAAUAUUUUUGAGCAUUA